AUGUCUGUGACACAAAUACAGGAGGUGAGCAGCAGGUUUCUUCACCUUAAACCUGAAAUUCCCUCCAUCUUCUCCCGCAAACCACGAGGUCUUGAAGAGCUGGAAAGGUGGAAAGCCACGGAAUUCCGGCAGUUUAUGCUGUACACUGGUAAGGUGGUGCUGAGGGGAAUCCUGAGGGAUGACCUGUACCUCCACUUCUUGUCCUUCAGUGUGGCGAUGUGCAUUUUAGUGAGCUCUACGACUCUCAAGCAGUAUUCACAAUACGCUCAACAACUACUGCAGUACUUUGUUGUGAGAGGACGGGAGCUUUAUGGCAAGACGUUUCUUGUGUACAAUACGCACACAAUGCUCCACAUAACUGCAGAUGCCGUUCUGUUCGAUGGGUUGGACAACUGCAGUGCCUUUAAAUUUGAAAGUUUCUUGCACACCAUGAAGAGGAUGGUGAGGAAUGGAAGAUGCCCCCUUUCCCAGGUGGUGAAGAGGAUCGAGAAGAGAAAAGAAGAACCCCUGCAAGUGCAAAAACAGAAAAUUACAAAUAGCCCAAAGGACAGAGCGUUCGGGCUGGAUAGUGAGGGAGGCUGCGAUGUCAUUGAUGAGACAGAAAAAAAUGGAAUGUACUACAUUGUAGAAUUCCUUGUGGAAAACCUGGUGGGAAUAGUGGCCCAGUGUUGGACCUAUGAAGAAAAGGAGCAACAAUACAGCUACUGGCCACCAUCCAACCAGACCAAAAGGGCAAAAAAACAGGAGAUCCCGGAUGAGGAGCUGUGGAUCAGCAGAAGAGUCCGGAUCUUUGCAGCAACUGGUGAUUUUGAGAGAGCACUUAGAUGGAGCAAGACCGCUGAGGACAAGUCUGCCGUCGAAACGGAGGAGGACAAACCGAGAAAAAAGAAAAGACCUAACAAAUUUGGAGACAGCAGUGAAGAUGAGGGUUCAUCAUGGGAAGUUGAGCCGAUGAAAAAUACAAAACGUCGAGAUGGACCAUUUCCACGAGCCAAAGCAACUACGGACUCUUUAAAAAAGAAGAUAGAUAUAGCUAAACUUCCAACCCCUCCCCGGCCAAAGAAAGCAAAAAUCUCAGAUCCAUUCCCAAACCCUCCACCUCCGACCCUGGCAACAGAUGGAACUAACGAUGAACUACCAGAAUCCCAGCACUCCAUGACUCUGACCCAGCAUUUUGUCGAAGACAAGAGACCCUCUUGGCCAGCGACAGCUUGGGAGCCAAGAAAACUGCAAGAUACACUACAAGUUCUCCUUCGAAAGGUGGAGACAAUUGAAGCAAGCCAGAGGGAGAUACUUCUUCAGUUGCGCAGAAGCCAGGGAAGACAAAAUUCACCAUCUCAGCCUCACUGGUGGGGCCACUCCUGGAGAGUGCGUCAGGAGAGUGAUGCGGUCCGUGGCAACAAAUGCUGUUUGGAGUUGCUACAGCUUCAAGGGGAAAAGGGAGACGUUGCCUUUCAUUGGCACAACUGUGUGCACAACAAUUAAACGUUGAGUCUGAGCACUUCUUUCUGUGAAAGAAUCACAUAAAAUGUCUUAAAAUGUUGAUGAUCUCACUUAACACUGAAUGUAUAUGUUUGUGUUGUCUGUCCAAUUGCAGAAGCAGGUAUGAAAUGGAGGACAGGGCUGGGAGAGAAGGAGGUUGAGAUCCUGAUAGGAGAGACUUUGAAACAUACUCCAGCACAGACCAUUAAGGUCACAAAUAGCAAUGGGCAGUUAUAUUGUAUCAUAUGUUUAAAAUGACAGAUUCAAGGCUAGACAGGUAAAAUAGGGUGGACUUGACACUCACCUUUUUUGUUUGUGUAUUGUUUCGUUGAUAGGCGCAACUGGUCUCUUCAGUUGGAGGAGUAACGCUAUAGCUGCUGGAACCACGGCCUUCUUUUCGACAUGUUUUCUUUUUAAAUAAAGUUCUUGCAUAUAACUUGGUCCAGUAAGUCCCUGUCUCAUUUACAAUUACAACAUAGGAUAACGUUGUGUGUUGGUAUGGCUAAGGGAGCUCGAAAUAAUUAAUGACUCAACACAGUUAGUUGUAAUCCCAACUAAUUUCUAGGCCGACUGCUACAGCAACACUACAUUCAUAAUUUAUGUCUAUCUGCCAUGCAAAAUAUCGGCUUUGCUUAAAAACGGCUAGGGGCUAUCUGCCGGAAUAGUUUUGGGCAAAUGAGGACUGCUAGCAGCUAAUGCAAGUCCGCCCUAAAAUAGGCUGCGGUUUUCAAUUACCUGUUGAUGACCAACUGACAACUAUGAAGACAUUACGGUGUCACGACGUUGCAACGACCAUCUGACAACAGGUGCG
Hypomesus transpacificus is the source of this 2293-nucleotide messenger RNA. RefSeq lists its product as uncharacterized. Lineage: Eukaryota; Metazoa; Chordata; Actinopteri; Osmeriformes; Osmeridae. The coding region runs from base 1 to 1485 and encodes 494 amino acids. The transcript has 12 exons. The record is from RefSeq and is a predicted model, not a curated record.